UGAACUUCCUCAUCGCAAUAUGGGCCAUAUGUGGAAACUGCUGUUGCAGCUCCUCAGUAUGGUCCCAUCGAGUCUACCGUCACUGUUUACGCUCCCUGCUCUGAAAACUCCUGCUCCAUUUCCAACUGCCGUAGCAAGCAACCGCAUGCACAAAUUAUUGCAGAUACAUCUCUCCCUCUCUUUUUUGCAACCACCUUUUCCACCUAUUCGUCAGUUGGAUUUUCGGAAUCAACUCGGACUAUCGAAGCUUCCCAACCAUCAAGAUUUACUAGAUCAAUUGAGACCGCCGCUGGAGUAAGACAAAUCCCUCAGUCAUCCAGUGACGUCUUUUCCUUCAUAGUCGUCGAAGGUACAACUAGCUGGUUGAAUGGACAAACGCCAACUAGCGCUCCAAGUCAAUCUUUCGUCGUCAUUACGAGUGCUAUAACAGUGGUUCCUGUAUCGAUUCCACCUCCACCUGCAUCGACAUCCGCGUCUAGCAGUGAAGUUGUGGUUAUAUCUACAGAAACUGUUAUACCUCUUCCGAAUACCCCUCCGGCUUCCUCCUCUCCAUACUCUUUGACAAAACCCUCCACCAGUGAGUCUGUGAUCAUAUCAACAGAAACGGUGAUCCCCCUGUCAACUCUACCAUUGCCUCAAUCGUCGUCAAUGACAACCGAAACCAAAUCAACAUCUACCGAUGAGCCUGUCAUUUUGUCAACAAAAGCGUCUACACCUCUACCAACUACUUCCCAAUCAUCUUCACCGAUUACAAUUCAGCCAGCAUCCAGCAGUAAUGUGGUAAUUACAUUAACCACCACAGAAACAACCGUUGUACCUCUCUCAACUCUACUUUCAACGACAACUGCUAGUAGUAAAUCUACAUUUACAUCAGCCAGCGCAAUUAUUUCUUCCCAGUCCAGUACAAAUUACGCAUCUCCCAAUGGAACGAUGAUUUCCAGUACUUCCACAUUCGUAUCGGUAACUCUUCCAACUGCAGUAGUUUCUACCUCGACAAUUUCUUUCAAUCUCUCGUCUAUGGCCAGCAAUCUUUCUACUACUGAAAACCCACUUUCGAGUUUGUCUCCUGUCCCAAGCCUAACAACAUCUGGACCUGAAGUCUCUGAGAGCAGUAUCAAGCCAGUCACUCCUUUACCAUAUACAACUCCCGUACCGGCGAGUUGGACAACCACACCUUUGCCUUCGGGCUCGCCUUCGGAGGUUUUGAGUAGUGGGGGCAAUUCGACGGGGAUUUGGACAGUCGCCUCAGCUCCAUCGACCAUUUUACCAAUUUUUGUUGAGCCCUCACCAUCAUUGACUGCUAGCUCUAGUUUCAACUCAGUUUCGUCAUUGGCCACUCAUACCGUCUUUUCUCCAACAUCUGUGGUUUCUCAAUCAGCUUCAGGUAGAAUAUUUACCGGUAUUGCCUCCAACUCCGGGGGGUGGAAUUCAACGUCGCAAACAGCAGCGGAAUCGACCUUCAUUACACCUACGUUGGUUACAACUGGGUCUCUGACUACUUUGACUGGAGUGAGGGAAUCACAAGCCGCUACUCAAACUUUCAAUUCUGUUUUUGCCACUUCGACAACUUUGGACUCUUCAUUUUCGAUGCCGACAUCAAUCUCCAGCUCGAUUUCGUCAUCUAGGGAUACUGUAUCUUCUGCAUAUACUCCAACUUCUAGCUCGACUUCAACGUCUGGCUUUACCUCAAUUCCCGGCUUCAAUGCAACAUCUUACGCCUCCUCCUUAUCGAAGUCUACUUCAAGCUCAAUCUUGAUUCCGGUAUUCAAUGCCACUUCAACAUUUCAAUCAAGUUCAUUGUCUACAACCGCGUCAACAUCCACUUUCAUUCCAGUGAUUGAAGAAUCAAGUUCCGUCACUUUCCCCAACUCAACAUCCUCUACAUCCACUAGCAUCAUUUCCUCAGCCACGCCCACAAACUGCGGAGAGCGUGGAGACUUCGUAUUGACUUUCGAUGACGUCCCACCAUCGUCCGUCUCCAACGCAAGCGAUACUGACGUCCAGCCGGAACCAUUAUUCAAUCCCUACCACCAAUUUCUCUUCUCCGACGGUUUCACCGUCAUUCCACCACCAAAACGUCUCCCCUUCCUCCCAUCUUCAAAACCACUCCUCCUCGAAUUCACAACCAACUUCCAAGCCAACUCCUCAGAUAGAAAAAGGGGCCCUAACACCGCAGACCAUAGCUUCUCAGGGCAAAUAAGAAGUGGCGACGAAAGACACACCGGAUGUUUCAAUUUCAAUCUCUACGGAGCAUCACUCGGUUGCGAUUCCACGGGUCCUUCAUGCGAUUUCACAUUUACGGGAUACAAGUACGACGUGGCUUCUCAAAAGACCUCUCAAGUCACCCAACAAAUCAUCCAUGUUCCCGCGUGUCCCGAACUUGCGAAUUGCGUUUUGACGACCGUGGAUUUGGAACCUAGUUUUAGGAAUUUAACUUAUUUUCUCAUGAGUGCGACGGUGGCGGGCGAACCGAAACUUUGGUGGAUGGAUGAUCUUCGUUUGGGAUGGUCGGAUAAUAGUUGUGCUAUGGGUCUUUAUCGUCAGAAUUCUCAUGUGCGUUAGGUUCUGGAGGUGUUCGGGUGCAAUUUCUGAGAAUUGCUGGGGAGAAAGGAG
This is a messenger RNA of Botrytis sinoallii, 2613 nucleotides long. RefSeq lists its product as uncharacterized. NCBI's taxonomy places the organism in Eukaryota, Fungi, Ascomycota, Leotiomycetes, Helotiales, Sclerotiniaceae. The coding region runs from base 649 to 2562 and encodes 637 amino acids. The transcript is spliced from 2 exons. The record is from RefSeq and is a predicted model, not a curated record.